This is a messenger RNA of Dichotomopilus funicola, 1785 nucleotides long. RefSeq lists its product as uncharacterized. The transcript is spliced from 2 exons. Gene Ontology annotation, molecular function: CoA-ligase activity. Lineage: Eukaryota; Fungi; Ascomycota; Sordariomycetes; Sordariales; Chaetomiaceae. Bases 1 to 1785 code for a protein of 594 amino acids. The record is from RefSeq and is a predicted model, not a curated record. Gene Ontology annotation, biological process: secondary metabolic process.
AUGACGAUCCAAUCCCGCUGGACGGUCGACGUCCCGCGAUGCUCGCUGGCGCAAUGGAUCUUCGGCUCGGCCUGCGACCCGCUGCCGAACCACAAGUCCUUCAUCGACCCGGACGACCCGGACAACAACUUCCUGACCAUGCCGCACUUCCGCUUGCUCGCCAAACGGGUCUCCCUGGGCCUGCUCCGCGCCGGCCUGCAAAAGGGCGACCGCGUGCUGCUCUUCUCGGGCAACAGCCUGCUGUUUCCUUCCGUCUUCCUCGGCAUCCUCAUGGCCGGCGGGAUCGUCACGGGUGCCAACCCGAGCUUUGUCCCGCGGGAACUAGCGUACCAGCUUCAGGACAGCGGUGCCACUUUUCUGUUUGCGGCUGAGCAAGCGCUGGAUACCGCGUUCGCGGCGGCCAAGGAGGCUGGGCUGUCGAAAGACCGCGUGUUUGUCCUGGGGCCUGCCAGCGUGCCGGUUAAGGAACUGGCGACGGCGUCUUCCCCGGCCCAGGGCCCCGCAGCAGGGAGCAACAAACCGGUAGAUCUAGCAGGGGCCCGGCACUGGACCGAGUUGUUGAGACUCGGGGGCAGUCCCGCGCAGGCGGAAGCGUGGCGCUGGGAAGAGCCCGCCAACCCGGAAGAGACGACGUGCUGCCUCAACUACUCGAGCGGGACAACGGGAGUGCCCAAGGGCGUGGAGAUCAGCCACUACUCGUACGUGGCCAACGGCGUCGGCGUGGUGCACACGACCAAACUACACCCAGACUUUGCGCAGAAGCAGCAGACAGACAGCGGCCUGGCCUUCCUCCCGUUCUACCACACCUACGGCCAGACCUACUUCAUCGCCAACAUGCCGCAUCUGCACAUCCCCGUCUACGUGAUGCCCGCCUUCGACUUUGUCAAGAUGCUCACCCACAUCCAGCGCUUCCGCAUCACCACCCUCGCCGUCGUCCCGCCCAUCGUCGUGCUCCUCGCCAAACACCCCGCCGUGAAACAAUUCGACCUCUCCUCCGUCGAAACCAUCGGCUCCGGCGCCGCCCCGCUAUCCCUCGAAGUCUGCGAGGAAGUCCAACGCCAAUUCACCGCUUCCACCUCCCCCAGCGCUCGAGAAUUUCGCAUCCGCCAGGGCUGGGGCAUGACCGAGCUAACCUGCACCGCCCUAUCCUGGGACCCAACCUCCCCGAUCCCCACCUCCUCCGGCGUCGGCGAACUCUCCCCCAACUGUGCCGCCCAACUCGUCUCCCUCGAAACCGGACAACCCAUCACCACCCCCAACACCCCCGGCGAACUCUGGGUCACCGGCCCGACCCUCAUGCGCCGCUACUGGCGCAAACCCCAAGCCACCGCCGACACUAUCACUGUUGAUACCAACGGCACCCGCUGGCUGCGCACCGGCGAUAUCGCUUACAUUGAGGCCUACCGCGCCGGCGGUAUCGUGCAUGUUGUCGAUCGCGUGAAGGAGUUGAUCAAAGUGAAGGGGAACCAGGUGGCGCCGGCGGAGUUGGAGGGGGUGUUGCUGGAGAAUCCGGAGGUGGCGGAUGCUGCGGUGGUGGGGGUGACGAUUGGGGGGGAGGAGGUGCCGAGGGCGUAUGUGGUGCGGAGGGCCGGGUCGAAGGUUACUGAGGCGGAGGUGGCGGGGUGGAUGGAGGGGAAGGUGGUGAGGUAUAAGAGGUUGAAGGGGGGGGUGGUGUUUGUGGAGGGGAUCCCGAAGAAUCCGUCCGGCAAGAUCCUACGCAAACAGCUGCGUGACAGGGCGAGAGAGGAGGUGGGUGAUACUGCGCCGAAGACGUCAAGGCUCUGA